AUGUUUGCCUUCCCAGUGCACACAGAUGCACAGGAGAUCACCAGCCGCCUGCCUUUCACCCAGAUCCCCCUGGACGACUUCACAGACAACAAGGAGAUCAGCAGUGACCUUAACGCCUACAUUCAAUACCGGGUCAACGGCAGCCGGGAAAUUGCCAACAACAUCAGCCUGAACGGGAAGGCCGACCCCCUCACCGUGAGCAAGCUGAGCAGCCACCUCAUCUCCCGCAGCCAGGGCUCCUACCUGUACCUCAAACUCACCAUGGACCUCUUUGAGAAGGGCCACCUCGUCAUCAAAAGUGCCAGCUACAAGGUCGUCCCUGUGUCCGUGUCGGAGCUAUACCAACUGCAGUGCAAUAUGAAGUUCAUGACCAACUCUGCCUACGAGCGCUCCUUGCCCAUUUUGAACGUGGCGCUGGCCUCGUUGCACCCGCUGACGGACGAGCAGCUCUUCCAGGCCAUCAAUGCAGGGUUUGUGCGGGGAGAGCUGCCCUGGGAGGACUUUCACCAGCGCAUGGAGCUCUUGUCCUGUUUUCUAAUCAAGAGGAGGGACAAGACGCGAAUGUUCUGUCACCCGUCCUUCAGGGAGUGGCUGGUGUGGAGGGCAGAUGGAGAGAGCACAGAUUUCCUCUGUGAUCCCAGGACCGGCCACGCUCUUAUGGCCUUCAUGCUCUCUCGUCAGGAGGGAAAACUCAACCGACAGCAGACCAUGGAACUAGGACACCACAUCCUCAAAGCGCACAUCUUCAAGGGCCAGAGUAAGAAAACCGGGGUGUCGUCCAGUGUGCUGCAGGCUCUGUGGAUCAGCUGCAGCACCGACGGUCUUUCUGCAGCUUUGGCUUCGCUUAGAAAUCUGUACACACCAAACGUCAAGGUGAGUCGGCUGCUGAUGCUGGGAGGAGCUAACGUGAACUACCGCACAGAGGUCCUGAACAACGCCCCAGUGCUGUGCGUGCAGUGUCACCUGGGGCAUCAGGAGAUCUCCUCUCUGUUGCUGGAGCACGGCGCGUGUGUGGACGUGGUGGCGGAGAACGGCAUGAGUCCUCUGCUCUUCUCUGCGGCAGCCGGACACCUGGGCCUGGUCAUGAUCCUGUGCAAGAAGGGGGCCAAGGUUGACCACGUGGAUAAGAGCGGCCAGUGUGCACUGGUCCAUGCGGCUCUCCGGGGCCACCUGGAGAUCGUGGAGUACCUGCUGCAGCUGGAGUGGAGCGAGGAGCAGGAGGAUCCUCUGAAGAGUCGAGCUCUGCAGCAGGCUGUCAUCGGGGCCGCGAGUAUGGGACACACACAGGUUGUGAGGGGUUUGCUGGCGCUGAAUAACGAGCAUGAGGUGCAAAUUGAUAGCCACGACACUCUGUGGGGAGAGACAGCGCUGACAGCAGCAGCGGGCCGGGGGAAGAUGGAUGUGUGCACUUUCCUGUUGGAGCAGGGGGCGGUGGUGCAGCAGGUGAACCGCAGAGGGGUGUCUCCGCUCUUCUGUGCUGUCAGACAGGGCCAUUGGCAGAUUGCAGAGCUGUUGUUAGAGAACGGAGCGGACAUAAACAUCAGUGACAAACAGGGCCGGACUCUGCUGAUGGUGGCCGCUUGUGAGGGUCAUCUCAAUACUGUUGAGUUCCUGCUUUCAAAAGGUGCCUCCAUGACCUCCGUAGACAAAGAGGGCCUGACCCCCCUGAGCUGGGCGUGUUUGAAAGGGCAUAAGAACGUGGUGCAGUUUUUGGUUGAGAAGGGAGCAGCCAUUGACCACACAGACAAGAACGGGCGCACUCCUCUGGACCUGGCUGCCUUCUACGGAGACGCAGAAAUUGUCCAGUACCUGGUGGAGAGAGGUGCGGUGAUCGAGCAUGUGGACUACAGCGGGAUGAGGCCUCUGGACCGGGCCAUCGGCUGUCGGAAUACCUCUGUGGUGGUCACUCUACUGAAGAAAGGGGCCAAAUUGGGUAAUGCUGCUUGGGCCAUGGCCACGUCCAAACCUGAUAUCCUGAUCAUCCUUCUGCAGAAGCUGAUGGAAGAAGGAAACGUACUUUACAAGAAAGGGAAGAUGAAAGAGGCGGCUCAGAGGUACCAGUACGCCCUCCGCAAGUUUCCUCGAGAAGGAUACGGAGAGGAGCUCAAGGCCUUCAAGGACCUGAGAGUGUCGCUAUACCUCAAUCUGUCCCGAUGUCGCAGGAAGACUAAUGACUUUGGAAUGGCUGAAGAAUUUGCCACAAAGGCAUUAGAGCUAAAACCUAAAUCCUAUGAGGCCUACUACGCUCGGGCCCGGGCCAAGCGCAGCAGCAGGCAGUUCGCUGCUGCUAUGGCCGACCUGCACGAAGCAGCCAAACUCUGCCCCAACAACAGAGAGAUCCGGCGGCUGCUGGCGCGAGUGGAGGAAGAGUGUAAACAGAUGCAACGCACUCAGGCUAAAGGAGCGACGGCUGCCCCCUACCACACUCCUGGACAUGAGAGUGACAAAGAGCAAGACGAGGGCCAGGACGAACCCCCAGAGCACUGCCACCCCCGUGCCCUGGACCAAAGGGAUAUCCUGGAAGAGGAGGACGAGGAGGAUGAGGAGGAACACAGCAGGGCCUCUGAGGCCUGCAGCUGGUCCCACAACAGCUUCUCCUUCAGCAGGGUCUUCUCUUCCGAACAGCCCAGCACCAGUCAGAGCAGAGCCCUGCACCCGGAGCCCUGCUCACCCCCUGGACACAGACCUCCUCCCCGUGUCCCCCGAGAGCACAGAGAGGCUGUGGCCCAGCAGCAGGCUCUGGUCCUGCAGCCCACUAAACAGGCCCAGAUAGUCAAGACCAACCAGCACAUGAGCUCUAAGCAAAGCAAAGGACACUAUGCUCCCUCCAGCCCACUGCCCAGCAGACACUUGUCCAGUGCCCUGAAGCCAGGCCCGGGCAUCGACAUCAGCCCCCUGGGCCCCCCUCCUGAGGAGCCUGUGUAUGAGAACCGCAUGGUUAUGGCAGCAGCCGCUCUGGGAUACAGCUGUGAUGAGGCUCUGCUGAGGGACACUUCAUACUGCAGCAGCUCCAAGAUCCUAGUGCAGGACAAACUUUGUGCUCCAUCCUCCUCCUCUCUGGAUGGACUGGCCUGCUCAGGCCCUGUUGUCCAGGGCAACCACAGCGAGCCUGUGCGUGACAGCUCAGGAGCAGGGAGCAUGAGAGUGUCCAGCUCCACCAGCAGCCUGGCCUCCAGCAGCAGCCUGUCAGACAGCGGGAAACUGGGACCUGAUGUCCGCAAUAAGGUUCCAGACAAGAGCAAGCACAACCAGAGCUGCAGCGCAGAGUUCAAGCCCCGCCCCUUCAUGGGCGUGACUGAUAAGACGGCUCGCUUCCAGCCGCAGCACAGUGUUCCUGCUCCACACACUCAGAACCACCACAGCUGGAUCAACUCUCUCCAGCCAGUCAGCUCCGACAUGCUCUGCCACAGCAUAGCAGCCAAUGACAGUGAGCCCUACGGCAAAACGGCCAGCACUUACCAGGACCAGCACAAGCCUCACAUGGCCAUGGCCAUGAACAGUCUACAGAACGGCUCACAUGACUUCAGUGACAAGUUCUGCUCCGCUGGCAACUGUUACAAAGAGUCCAAACCUCCUGUGGCUCUGCCGCACACCUACAUGGACAAGGCUAAACCGGGCCUGAUGCGAGACAACCCUGCCAUCCAUGUAGCUUCUAUCAAACCAAAGCGAUCCUUCAUCGAGUCCAACGUGUAG
This is a messenger RNA of Knipowitschia caucasica, 3693 nucleotides long. The record is from the annotation of a GenBank genome assembly. Lineage: Eukaryota; Metazoa; Chordata; Actinopteri; Gobiiformes; Gobiidae.